UUUCAUUUCUGUUCAUAAUGAAAUGUUCUGCUGGUUGAUCUGUUAGACCUAUUUCCAUUUCUGCUUAUUACAGAAAUUCUAUUAAUCAUUUAUUUCUUAUGGUGAACUUAUUGGACUUGUUUCCAUUUUUAUUUAUCAAAAAAGUUCUUUGGCAGACCUGUUGGAUUUUUUUAUAUUUAUAUUUAUCGUGUAAUGUUCUGCUGGUGGACCUACUGGAUUUAGUGGUUUUAAGGUUCAUAAUGCCUUUUAUAAGAUUUUUUUUGGAGAAUCAAUUUUUUACAUUUUGAAAGCUUCUUGAAUAGCAGUGCUCAUAGGAACACUCAUAACACAUUAGAGUGUGCAGAUAGAUCAUAUUUAGACAAAAACUGCUAGAGACAUGGAACCUUCUUCUCUUUCCAUCAUUAAGACGGCCUGUUUAAGCCGGUUACAGACGAGAGGCUGAACUUCAUUAUCCAUUAAUGAGAGAUCGGGGUAGUGAGCCAAGAGUGGGUGUCAAAGCUGUCAGCCUCUCAGAUAUCACCUUGGCUUUGGACUAGAGCAGUGAGCGAGGGAUCAACAAGGAGAUGAAAGAUCCCAUCAUUACGACGCCACCUGGGUGACUUUGACUCUUCUAAAGAGAAUAGCAGAGUGACAGAUGAGCGAAAGCAGUGAUGGAAGCCAAUCAGAAAGGGUCUACUAGACGUGUCCGGAGACACAGCCAUGGAGUUCUACAGGAGCUGUACAACAAAGGCUUCCGGACAGUUGGAAAAGAUGCCCAGGGUCGCCCCCUGGUUAAGAGGGGUGAGGGGACUAGAACACCUAUGUACAUCCACCCUCUGGCCCUGGACAGCAUCAUCACCCGCAGAGGAAGCCUGGUCCUACUGAACGGACCCAACACUAUAGAGGUCUACAAGCCCAGAGAGCCGAGCCAGGCGGGGAACGCAGCGCGGAUGAGUGAUGUUUACCUGCCGGCAAUCACAGGGAAGAUGUCAAACCUGCAGGCGGCCCGAGCCAACCUGAGUCAUUCCUGCCCCUAUCUGUACAGCAGCAGACGCCGCGGGUCCGCCUCCUCCGUCACCUCACAAAGAGGCUCAGACUUCAACGGCAAACAGAGUUACCUAAAAGAACUAAAGGACUCGAGGAGGUCCAACGUGACUGUGACGAUGACGUACCUGGGCCAGGGGAUGCCUGGAACCACCCAGGACGAGAUGAAGGUGCUCCAGCAGAUCUGUGGUGGAGAGAACAUCUGCGUCUUUAAAGGAUCCGUCCAGCCUGGAGAGCCGUUCCAAUUCACCUCCCAGAGACACCUUGGCUACCCUUUCAGUGCCACCUUCUAUGUCAAUGGCUUAAUAGCAGGCCGAAUCAGCUCGUGCUGUGAAUACCGCUACACCCCCGGCUUCCAGCAGGGCCGCAGGAGCUGUUUCAGACUGACGCGGCUGAGUGGGGGGAAGCCCUGCUACAAAUGUGUGAAUUCAAGGCAUGGGAUUGGUCAUGAAGCUAAAGCUAUUCAAGAUAAUCUUCCUGCCAUCAAACCUCAGGAAGGUGUGAUGGGUGACUCUCGCCCUUCAUCUCCUUUAUUCAUCCCUCUCGGAAUGGAGAAAUCUGUUCGGAGGACAAGAAAGCUCCCCAAAGAGAUCAGCGGGGCCUCGACAGAUAGCGAAGACCUAAACGGCAGCGCGAAAGAGAGGAAACGACACAAGAGGAAUAAAGGACGCCACAGUCAGCAGGGAGACAGCAAGGGCUCGGGAGAAUCCCAGCCUAAAAGAGACACCAGAGAAGAUGAAAACAAGCCUGCGGCUGUAAAUCAGCCCAAGCCUCCCGUGAAAAAUUCUAAUCACACCAAAGAGCAGAGCAAAGAAAAUCCAGCGCCUGACAGUAAAGUCAAAGCUCCAGAUUCAUUGCAGGACGGAGAAGCCCUGAGUAAGCAGAGUGGAAGGCGAAGGCCGAUUGCUGUGGAAGCGAAUGGUAAAAGCAGGAACAGGGAAAGACUGCGAGACUUCUAUGAAGAAUGUGUUGAAAUGAGCACUGGUCUGGAAUCCGGCCUAGACCAACAGAAGUGGUUCAAAGCAAGCAAGCACGAGCGGAAUAAGAUUAAAGAGCAGAUCAGCUCAGGUCCCCUUCCCAACGCUUCAGCUUCAGAGAUUGAACUCAGUGAAGAAAGUGACAGCAGUGUCUUUCAGUCAAACUCAGCCAAACUCAGGAAGAAUAAAAAGCAGCAAGAUCCAUCUCAACAAGAGGCUCCAGAAGAUGAUGAAGCAGAGAAAGAGCAAGAACUGCAAAAGAAGCUGGACGCUAUGACAGAGGUGUUGAGCUCAUCGGACGAGGUGGAGCAGCUGGUUCUAAGGAACACAGGACUGACAGAUGACCUGCUAAAGGGUUUAGCUGCAGCACUGAAGUCUAGCUUAUCUCAGGUCACCAUGAUCAACCUCAAUCUCAACCACAUCGGACCUCCUGGAGUUCAUGUUCUGCUUGACCUCCUGCAAGCCAAACCAGAGGUCAAGGGAUUACUAUUGUUUGGAAACCAACUGGGUGACACAGGAGUUCAGACCCUGCUUAGUGGACUCUCUGAUCUUCAGGAGAAAACAGCUUUACCCAGAACACAAACACACCCAGAACGCUUCUACCUUUCUGCCACCAGCUUCACCCUCUUGGAGCUGGACCUGGGUGGGAAUGGGAUGGGAAGUGAAGGACUGAGAGUGCUGGGUACUUACAUGAGGUAUCACUCGCAGCUGCAGUAUCUGGGCCUGGCCCAAACACCAUGCUCUGACAUGGAGGCCUGGAAUGUCUUGUUUGAAAGCCUGAAGGUGAACACUAAAAUAACCCACAUCAUGCUGGAUGAGAACCAGCUGGGAGACCAAGGAGUCAAGCUGUUUGCUGAAGCUCUGAGAGGCAACAGAGGCCUACAGAAAGUGGACUUGGACAGUAACGGCUUUGGUGACGUUGGAGGAAGCGCUCUUCUUGAGGCACUUCUCUCCAAGAAGGAGGGUUCUCUGGAGCACUUGAGCUUGGAAGAGAACUACAUCAGUACGGCAUUGAUGAGCAAAAUACAGCAGGUGGUUAAACCUAACAGUCUCGCUUCUUCGUAAAAAAUAUAAGGCCUGAAACUGUAGACAUUUGCAUUGCACCAUCUAAUACAGGACCUGUGAAGAAAACUGACCCCAAGACUUUGACCAAACAGGAAGUAGGGGAACUCUGUGAGCUGUGCAUUUGGAAGACAUCCAGUAAUUGGAAAUGAAUUGCUUUAUUCAGAGCUCCAUCUGCUUGGGAGUCCAACGUAAACUUGGCCAGCAGAGGAGAAGUGUUCAGAGAAAUAUUUGCCUCAUCUCUUCACUUGGCCUUUCAACUCCACGCCAGUUGGUUUGCCCUCUCAGCUGCACGCCUUGAUUAGCAUAUCUUUGAACUCAAUGACUUGCCUGUACAUUCUGUAAUAAUUGUUAAAUAAAGGCAAAGCCACUGAACAUAA
This is a messenger RNA of Astyanax mexicanus (Mexican tetra), 3442 nucleotides long. Its product is annotated as glutamate-rich protein 3. Bases 651 to 3065 code for a protein of 804 amino acids. NCBI's taxonomy places the organism in Eukaryota, Metazoa, Chordata, Actinopteri, Characiformes, Acestrorhamphidae. The record is from RefSeq and is a predicted model, not a curated record. Gene Ontology annotation, molecular function: protein binding. The transcript is spliced from 13 exons.